UUAACCACUCACCCUUAUCUUCUUUGAUUUUAGCAGAUGUCUCUCAUCAAAAUUCAAUGAAACACAUGAAUGAAAGUUUUCCAGAGGAUUUCAUUCUCGUGGGCUUUACCAAAUAUCCAUGGUUGGAUCUUCCUCUCUUCUUUGUCCUCCUAAUCUCCUACAUGUUCACACUCUUGGGAAACAUUGCUAUUAUUCUGGUCUCUCAACUAGAUUCCCAGCUCCAAAGUCCUAUGUAUUUCUUCCUCACAAACCUCUCCUUUUUGGACUUCUGUUUCACCACCACGACUGUACCCCAAAUGCUGUUCAACUUAAGGGGUCCCAACAAGAACAUCACUUAUGUAGGCUGUAUGGUCCAGGCCUACGUAUUUCACUGGCUAGGCUGUACAGAAUGUGUCCUGCUUGGCACCAUGGCCUUAGACCGCUAUGUGGCUGUGUGUAAGCCUCUGACAUAUUUUGUCAUCAUGAACCACAAGCUCUGCCUGCUACUCUCCAGCACUGCUUGGCUCAUUGGUCUGGCCAAUUCACUACUGCAGUCCACACUCACAGUCCAGCUGCCCUUGUGCGGGAACAAGGAACUGGAUCACUUCUUUUGCGAGUUGCCUGGCCUGAUUAAGAUGGCUUGCGUGGACACCACAGUCAAUGAGCUUACUUUAGCAGUGGUGGCCACCUUCCUCAUAAUGGGUCCCCUCUCCAUGAUUCUUGUCUCUUAUGGUUACAUUGCCCAAGCUGUGUUUCGAAUUCCUUCUGCCAAUGGGAGACUUAAGGCCUUUAACACUUGUUCAUCGCACUUUCUGGUGGUGUCUUUAUUUUAUGGGCCUGGCAUCUACAUCUAUAUGCAGCCCUCAGCGGAUCACCCUCAAGACCUUAUCAAAGCUCUGACGCUGUUUUACUGUGUUAUUACUCCCAUGGCCAAUCCAUUCAUCUACACCCUGAGAAACAAGGAUGUUAAAGGCGCUUUGAGGAGACUUCUGAGGAGGGCCAUUUUGUCCAAGAGAAUAUGA
Vicugna pacos (alpaca) is the source of this 1001-nucleotide messenger RNA. RefSeq names its product olfactory receptor 2B11-like. Lineage: Eukaryota; Metazoa; Chordata; Mammalia; Artiodactyla; Camelidae. Gene Ontology annotation, cellular component: membrane. Gene Ontology annotation, molecular function: G protein-coupled receptor activity; olfactory receptor activity. The record is from RefSeq and is a predicted model, not a curated record. Gene Ontology annotation, biological process: G protein-coupled receptor signaling pathway.